This is a messenger RNA of Osmerus eperlanus (European smelt), 4150 nucleotides long. RefSeq names its product Mov10 RNA helicase a (gene mov10a). Gene Ontology annotation, biological process: regulatory ncRNA-mediated post-transcriptional gene silencing. The record is from RefSeq and is a predicted model, not a curated record. Bases 203 to 3265 code for a protein of 1020 amino acids. Lineage: Eukaryota; Metazoa; Chordata; Actinopteri; Osmeriformes; Osmeridae. Gene Ontology annotation, molecular function: RNA binding; 5'-3' RNA helicase activity. Gene Ontology annotation, cellular component: P granule; cytosol. The transcript has 22 exons.
AUAUGCGACGUUGAAGUGAUGCGGGAUAUAGAGAUUUGGUCAACUGCGCGAAGGUACGUAAAACGCGUUCAUCAACAGCACUGCCAGAAUGCCCACUCUAGCCUACGACUGACGUCAACUAUUUGGGCCGUGGACAUUAUACUUUGGACUUUACCAAUAAAUAAUCACAUAGCAUUAAUAACAACCUGAAUUUAGACGCAACAUGCCAUCAUUAAAGGACUGUUUGGAAUCCGGACUGGACUUCGUUGAAUUUCUGGGAAACAGAACAUCGAAAACGAAUAAGAAGGAACUUCGUGACAUUUAUAACUUGGAAUUUAAAAACAGAGAUGGAUAUAUAUACCCUAACUUCUCCACCGUUAUCUAUGCCCUUCAAAAAUUCAACAAAGCCUACAUCAAGAAGGGGAGAGUACACAUAAACGUCGAAUCUCAGGUUCGGGUUUACUAUGGGGACCAGUGGAGGAGGCCACAGGGAGGCCAGAAGGGGAGCCCAGGGACCCCCACACCCCAUGUGGUUGGAGGGGCAAGGAGCUCGACCUCAUCCUCUGGCUCCUACCCCGCCCGCGACCCAGACACCUUGCUGCUGACUCCCAAGAAGCGGCUGGCUAAAGAGGUCCUCAACAGACUAAAGAUGAACAGGAAGGAGCUGACCUCUGACAAGGGGGGGAUAGUGAUGACCUCAGAUCCCGCGGUGACCGGCGGCAAGAUCCACAUCAGCGUGGGCCGCCUGGGGCAGCUGUUUGCGGUGAAGUUCCACAUCCUGAACGAGGGGAAGGGCAGUGUCCACUUCACCCUCUACACCGCCUUGCAUCGCAUGAGCUGUUUCACCCUGCUGGACGAGAGGAGGGUGACCCGGACUAGCCCUCUGCUCCUCAGCCCUGGAGAGAGCUACCAGGUGGAGGUGCAGUACCGCCUGCAUCAUUACGGACACUUCCCUGCCACCAUGUACUUUGAGUUCUGCCCCGACCGGCCCGGGUCCAAACCCUUCUGCAUCCUCAGGGAGAUGGAGGCCUGGGCUCGGGGCGCACUGGGGGUGGAGCUGGGGCCCGAGGAGGCCUACCGGCCUUACCAGGUGGCCAUCCGCAGGCCUGUCAACACCGUGAUCGUGGAGGGGGAACCCCCUGAGAGUUCUGUGGUCCAUCAUCUCAGACCGAGCGUGAAACUUGGAGACUAUAUUUAUCCUCUUUACCUGAAGGACUUGUCCAGGCAGAAUAUGGAGGAUUCAGAGUACUUGUCAGAUGCAGCCAGACAGAAACUGCCAUCUGUCAGAGCCCUCCUCUUCUGUCCCGUGAGGAUGAAGAACUACUCCCAGCGCUUCCAUCUGCUGCUGCACCUGGAGGAGAUCCAGAUGGAGGUGGACAUCAGGAGGUAUGACCUGCGUGGUCAGACCAUGACUCAGGAUCACACAAACAAGAAGCUGCUGACCCUCCGGGUGCCAGGUGUGGCUGAGAACAGGCCGUCUGUCCUCCGAGGAGACUGUCUGAGGGUGUCUCGGUCGGAGGAGAAGGUCCAGCCAAUCACCGUCUACACAGGCUACGUACACAGAGUAGAGCUGGACAGAGUUAAAAUGGGCUUUUCUAAAAGACUUCUGGAGGUCUUCCUCAGUAACAUGAAGUUCGACGUGGAGUUCACCCUCAACCGCUACCCCCUGAAGCUCCAGCAUCGGGCCGUGGACCUGGCGACCCUACACCGGCUGGAUGACCUGCUCUUCCCCAAGGCCUCUGCCAGCACCGAGACCCCCCUGCCCAAACUCAGGAUGUUUAACCGUCAGCUGGAAGACAACCCCGAGCAGCAUGCUGUGAUCCAGCACAUCGUGGCCGGAGCCUCCAAGCCUGCCCCCUAUCUCGUCUUCGGACCACCAGGCACCGGCAAGACCAUCACCCUGGUGGAAGCCAUGACCCAGGUGGACCAGGCCGACCCCAAGUCCCACAUCCUGGCCUGCGCCCCGUCCAACAGCGCCGCGGACCUGCUGUGCGAACGCCUGCUGGGUCACCUGGACCCUCACCGGGUCCACCGGCUGUACGCCAGCAGCCGUGCCCCCGGUACCGUACCCAAACACCUGCUGACGCACUGCAACUGGGACGCCACCCAGGACUGCUUUGUGCUCCCGGCCAAGAAGGUCCUGAUGCAGUACAAGGUCCUAGUGACCACCCUGGUGACGGCUGGAAGGCUAGUGUCUGGAGGGAUUCCUGCUGGUCACUUCUCCCACGUGUUCGUGGACGAGGCAGGCCAGGCCGUGGAGCCAGAGUGUGUCAUCGCAGUCGCAGGUCUGCUCCGGGCAAGGGGGGGUCAGCUGGUUCUGGCCGGUGAUCCUCAGCAGCUGGGCCCCAUCCUCCGCUCGCCCCUCGCUCUCCAGCACGGACUGGGCUUGUCUCUGCUAGAGAGGCUAAUGAAGCACAACUCUUUGUACCAGAAGACUGGAGAGCUGGGACACUACAACAGCCGCUUCGUCACCAAGCUACUCCGUAACUACAGAUCCCAUCCUGACAUUUUGGAAAUACCCAAUCAGCUCUUCUAUGACAACGAACUACAGGUGUUUGCUGACCAAUGGGAACGCGACACGUAUCGCAACUGGGAAUACCUGCCUAAGAAGGGCUUCCCAGUCAUUUUCCACGGUGUGAUGGGGAAGGACGAGAGAGAAGCCAACAGCCCUUCCUUCUUCAACGUUUCGGAGAUCGAGGUGCUGGUGGACUACCUCACCAAGCUCAUGCAGACUCAGGGCAAGAAGGACCUGCCCAAACUGUCCCCCAGAGACAUCGGCAUCAUCGCCCCCUACAGGAAGCAGGUAGAGAAAAUUCAGAAGGCUCUGAAGUCAGUGAAGGAACUGAACCAGUGGAACGACAUCCAGGACCUGAAGGUGGGCUCUGUGGAGGAGUUCCAGGGCCAGGAGAGGAAGAUCGUCAUGGUUACCACAGUACGCAGCAGCAUCAACUACGUCAAGAUGGACCAAGAUUUCAACAUCGGCUUCCUGGCUAACGAGAAGAGGUUUAACGUGGCUAUGACCCGUGCCAAGGCCCUGCUGAUUGUGGUGGGAAACCCUGUUAUCCUCAACAAGGACCCUACCUGGGAGAAGUUUAUCAGGUACUGCGUGGAUAACAAGGGGUACACGGGGUUCAACCACGCGGACGCUGAGGGAGAGGACGAUGUGGUCUCACGCCUGGCGUCCCUGAAGAUCCACGUGCAGUCUGACAGUGAGCAGUCAGCCUGUGAGUCAGAUGAGAGCCCCUUGCAACAGUUCAUCCAUCCAGAAUGGAGGAAUGAACACUAGCCUCCUGGUGACAUCACAAAGCGACACCAGAGUGAGAGCAUCAUUGUGGUUGCUGUGGGCAACAGAUGUAACUGUUCCACCUGCUUGCUUCACAACAGAAGACUGUUGAUGAACUCUGACCCCAGCAAGCAGUUAAAUAAACUGCCACCAGUGAUGGAACUAUCUGAAAUAUGUCACAAGCCUUUUUAAUGAGAUGUUCUCCAACAGGCCACGCCAGAAUAUCCUAAUACUGGAAUAGAUCAUCUAUUUUCUAUCAAAUACGUUUUGAUGUAGUUUUGGGGUUUCUGUGAUUUUUUCCCUUUUUUUCUCUUUUUUAAGAAUGAGACCACAUAUAAUGCAGCAACAUGCGUGCUCACUUGUUGUGUUUACUAGGGUGAAGAUCUGACAUGUGGGACUCGUACUGCUGGGUCAGCACACUCUGACACCAUCAUGCUGGGUCUGCACACUCUGACACGAUCAUGCUGGGUCUGCACACUCUGACACGAUCAUGCUGGGUCUGCACACUCUGACACCAUCAUGCUGGGUCUGCACGCUCUGACACGAUCAUGCUGGGUCUGCACACUCUGACACCAUCAUGCUGGGUCUGCACACUCUGACACGAUCAUGCUGGGUCUGCACACACUGACACCAUCAUGUUUUUCAGACUUGUAUAAAUCGAUCCUGUGGAAAGGUAGGUUGUUGAUGUUGAUGAAAUGGAAAAUAAGCAAUAAACAUUUGGAUGUGAACAUUGGAAUGACUGGAUGGUUGUAGCUUAGUGGUUAGAGCAUUUCACAGCAGACCAAGAAAUCACAGGUUCAAAUUCCCCCUCCCCUUUUAGGUAUGCUAAAUGAAUACAUUGUUGUAAUAUUUGCAAAGGCCUACAUAUGAUAAAGAAAUUAUGACUGA